This is a messenger RNA of Scleropages formosus (Asian bonytongue), 2003 nucleotides long. It is a transcript of the gene irf8, whose product is annotated as interferon regulatory factor 8. Gene Ontology annotation, cellular component: nucleus. The coding region runs from base 72 to 1376 and encodes 434 amino acids. The record is from RefSeq and is a predicted model, not a curated record. Gene Ontology annotation, molecular function: RNA polymerase II cis-regulatory region sequence-specific DNA binding; protein binding; DNA-binding transcription factor activity, RNA polymerase II-specific. The transcript has 9 exons. Lineage: Eukaryota; Metazoa; Chordata; Actinopteri; Osteoglossiformes; Osteoglossidae. Gene Ontology annotation, biological process: immune system process; regulation of transcription by RNA polymerase II.
GGGAGGACGUCACGGAGCCGUUCCGUGCCAGCUUCCGAACCCACUCAGAUUCAGACACCAGCUCCUCAAGGAUGUCCGCGCACCCGAGCGGCCGCAGACUUCGGCAGUGGCUCAUCGAGCAGAUCCACAGUCACCAGUACCCGGGGCUGCAGUGGGAGGACGAGGCUCGCACCAUGUUCCGCAUCCCUUGGAAGCACGCGGGGAAGCAGGACUACAACCAGGAGGUGGACGCCUCCAUCUUCAAAGCCUGGGCUGUGUUUAAAGGCAAGUUUAAGGAAGGGGACCGGGCAGAGCCGGCCACCUGGAAGACCAGGCUUCGCUGUGCCUUGAACAAGAGUCCCGACUUUGAGGAGGUGACCGACCGGUCUCAGCUGGACAUAUCGGAGCCUUACAAGGUCUACCGAAUUGUUCCAGAGGAGGAGCAGAAGACAGGUAGAAGUGCUGUAGCCAUGCACGGGGGUGGUCACAGUGACGUCACAAGCAUGGAAUGCAACACGGCAGAUUUGGAGGAACUCAUAAAGGAGUCCUCCAACGAUGAGUAUCUGGGCAUCAUCAAGAAGAGCCACUCUCCAUCGGAUGAGGCAACCAGGAACAUGCAGCCAGGACAGGAGUGGUGGUCACAUGGCAACUUCCGCUCAAUACCAGUAACUCAGGAUCCUUCACCAACUGGCAACUUCAAUCCAGCCUUCUCCCAGAUGAUGAUCACCUUCUUCUACGGAGGCAAGCCGGUGGGCAGCACCCUGAGCACUCACUCUGAGGGUUGCCGGAUUGCGCUGGGCCAGCCGCCACUGACAAGCGAGGCACCGUACGAUCUCGAGACCUUGCAGAACAUUCGCUUCCCACCGGUGGAACUGAUUGAGCACGAGCGUCAGCGCCACGUAACCCGGAAACUCUUUGGACACCUGGAGCGCGGAGUGCUGGUGCGCGCCAACCGUGAGGGCGUUUUCAUCAAGCGCCUGUGCCAGAGCCGCGUCUUCUGGAGCAGCCUGGGCUCCCAGUACAGCCCGGGACCCUGCAAGCUGGAGAGGGACGCUGUUGUCAAGAUCUUUGACAACGCGAGAUUCCUGCAAGCUCUGCAGCUGUACCAGGAUGGCCAUUACCCAGCACCUGACCCCACAAUCACCCUGUGUUUUGGAGAAGAAUUUCAUGAUGUCAGCACUGCAAAGAACAAGUUAAUAAUUGUUCAGAUCAUACCAGUCACAUGCCAGCAACUGCUGGAGGAGGUCAACCUCCUCCGCUCCCAGUACAGCAGUGGGACCUUGGAGAUCUCGGACGAGACGCAGAACGAUCAAGUGGCGCGCAUUUUCCAGGAGCUCUGCAGCUACACCGUCCCGCAGCGCCUCGGCUUCCGAGAGAACGUGCCGAUCACCGUCUGAUUGACGCCACCAACUUCAGACGGGGAAGGGAACUUGCCGUUAGCUGUCCGACCGACACAUCUUUGUUGCUCAGCAGGUCAGGAAGGAGAGAGAACCUGACGCUCGCUGCCUGAAUGACUUACGACUGACGCAAAUCUCCGACAACACGAAGAACGUCCCAAGCAUGCUUUUCAUCAACACUUCCAUGUCUUCCUCCAAAAACCGGUCCAUUAUGCCCAAGGUAAAUGGGCGAGAACAUUUUGCCUCCAGGUAAAUGGGUUAGACCCUGUCAUUACUAAGUAAAUGACCAAUGUUAUGGUGUCCCUCUCGGCUGACGAAUUAGGUUGAAUCAGUGAUUAGGUGCUGGUUUACAGACAUAGGCAACAUUGCAUUAUGGGUCUAUCUUUACAUAUCUGUGCGUAUAAAGGUUUGCCUGGCUCUGUGAUGCCAGGCUGCAUCACACGUCUUGAGUACCGUGCAGCACAAUUUGCUUUGUGCGUUUAUGAUUGCUUGUUUCCUUUGUACAUUUACAAACCUGGACUCGGGUACUUUUACAGUUUUAUUCCCAAUUACAGAACUGGAUAAAUUAUAAAUUUGUCAGUCAGAAAACCAUUUUAGUUUCUAGGUGUUUGAAUAACUGAUAGAAUA